UUCUUCAGGUGGUGGUGGUUUUUCAGGCGUCGGUUUCUCAGGGGGUGGCGGUCUAGGUGGCGGCAGUAGUUAUCCACGCGGUGUUGGUUCCUUUCCUUGCAGUAGUGGUGGUGGCUUAGGCGGUGGCCCUUUCUCGGCCGGUGGUGCUAAUCGCUCAGCCAGUGGCGGUGGUCAAACCGGCGGCAACAGUAAUGGUCGCUCUAUGGGAGCUCGCGGCAGCGCCAUGGGUUCCGCCCGUACUAGCGUGAUGGGUGUAGAGGUUGAACGUGGUGACGAUAGUAGACUAGGUGGCGGAAGACGAGGCUCUGCCAGCAAGCCUCAAGGUAAUGCCCUAAGAACAGUGCCUGCGGCACUCCCGAAGGAGAAGUCCAACCUCAGGAUUCUUGGCUUAAAUGCACUCUCUGUAAGGGACGGAGAUAGUCGUGAAAGCGAAGACGAGGCACCGAGAACACCUCGAUCCCGUGAGAAAGACGAGGGUGAGACAAAACAAGAAGACGCGGCACUAAGCACACCACGACCAAAAAGACGAAACUUACUAGAGCCUCCACCUCGUCCGGGUGGUCAGAAAGAUCAUAUAACAGGAGAGGGAGACAACCAGUUUGCGUCGCCCAGUGCGAGGAACAUGAUGAAGCGAGCCUACGUGGGACCUGAGGACGACCGAAUCCUCAGUGGCGGCAGUGGGAUGGAACUUCAACCUGGUUCGAUCUAUGCGAGCCCUGGGAUAGUAUCAGGCCAAGUUUCUGUGCAUCAACAGCAACCACAAGGAAGUGAUCAUAGCAACCCUAACCCUGAAUAUAGCUUCUCCACCGACGUAUCCGGACCGACUCCACCGCUAUCUAUCCAAGAAGUUGCAACUUUGCUGGACCGCGACCAAAAAGACCUGGCCUCCCAGAUUUGGACUGCGCGUGUACGAUAUCCGCAAGAAAAGCUAGUGUGGUGGCCGUUCGGACACGAAGAGGGAGAAUCUGAAAGUGUUUACCUCGAGAAAGAGCAAAUCAAAAAAUCGCUGAUAUCCGAGUGCCGCGUACAACUAAGACAAAUGCAUGACAAGUUAAACAGGUUCCCGGCUCUAACGCAGUUGACUACAACAUCAAAGAGAAGCGUGAACGUGUUAGCGGAUGUCGAGGCAUCUCAAAAGAGAAACCUGGUAGCAGAUAAAGCAUCAAAAGGAGCAUCAAAGGGGAAAGGAGAAAUACGAGGACCUGAGAGCAGUUCAUCUACUUUUGUUAAUGAUGUUGAGGGUUGUACUUCUGCUGCAUCCUCUUCUGCUGCUGCAUCCUCUUCUGCUGCUGCAUCCUCUUCUGCUGCUGCUGCA
This is a messenger RNA of Amoebophrya sp. A25, 1315 nucleotides long. Lineage: Eukaryota; Dinophyceae; Syndiniales; Amoebophryaceae. The record is from the annotation of a GenBank genome assembly.